Paramuricea clavata is the source of this 1185-nucleotide messenger RNA. The record is from the annotation of a GenBank genome assembly. Lineage: Eukaryota; Metazoa; Cnidaria; Anthozoa; Malacalcyonacea; Plexauridae.
AUGGCGGACAUUGAACUAGACGAAACAAACCGCGUCGACGACCGCGAAGCCGAAGAAGCUGGAACGGCGGAGGAGGAAACAGGUUUCAUUUACGACGACGGAAGACGGGACGAAAGUAUAUUAAUUCCCGUCGGAUUCAAUCCGGACGUCGAUGGAUCAAGACCCAGCGGUUCCACGCCAAACAUCAGGUGGGAUGUUGGAGCAAUGAAACGGGCCUAUACGUCGGAUAAAAAGGAUUUCUUCAAAAAGGAACGUGGAGUAAAUAUCAAUAAGGGAGGCGGUCCAUCUUCCACCAUCAUCUUUGACAAAAUGAAGCUAACCGUAAAUAAGGCCGGAACAAAAAUUAACGGUGCUACAUUCAAAGAUGUCAAGAUGAUUAUCUCGAAAAAUGGUAAAAUGAUAUACUCCACGGACAAGAACAAGGAAUCCGUCGCAAACGAACAGAAAGAACUGAUUAGGAAAGCUAAAAUAGAGCAUUCAAAAACACCUGCAGCCUCAGUGGAGGAACAACUCGAACGACAAAACCUAGAUGCUUCUCAGGAACUUGUGCAUAACGUACUGGAAAAUAUCGUUGAAAGAAUGGAUGACGAACUGUCCAAUCAAAGCGAAGCUAUCGGUAAUAGUACAGUUAUAACGGAGAAUGAACUGAGGGAACUGAGAGGUAUCCUGAACGUGAAAGGAAGCUCAGGUAAGGAAAAAAUUGACCAUCUUGAAAUAGAAAAAAAUCAUUGGAAAGAACUGGUUGAAACCGAACGAACUGCAGGACGUGAACAGAAGGCUCUCCAGUACGAAGCAAUGGCAGACACGGCAGAUUUGAAAGCGGAUGAAAUAAGAUUAAGAUCAAACGAACGACCAAAAGGACCGAAAGCCUUGUCCAUCGUAGAAGAGGAGGUAGAAAUAAACGAUCUCACAAGGUUCGAAAGAUUUAAGAAAUGGGCAAAAGAGAACAUAUUUGGAAUAUCAGCCGUAGCGAUAUCUGUAGCAGGUAUCAUCACCACGAUUAUUAUGGGGGAUAGAAGCGUGGCAAAAAAGGGAGCGAGAGCAACGAGCAAAUUCGCAAAAGCAAUGGCAAACCUGGCCGGAAAGGUUGGACCCAUACUAGCAUCCGUACUAAACCUCGUUGCCAAAGUUCUGUCAUGGGGAGCAAAGGGAUUGCGUUCCUGGCGAAGAGUCUUUGGAUUUUAG